AUGGCGGCGCCACUCGUUAAAGUCCUGCAUCGCAUGCAGGAGCUCUUCCACAACAUCGUCGCCGCCUUGGAGGCUGCGCUGUUUGGCGGCGCCGACUCGCCUCGUCGCCAGCAGCGAAGGGCAUACCGUGGAAAACAGCAACAGCAGGAGCGCUCGCUCGAGGACCUGGCCCAAGAGAUUGACCAUCUGUUCAACUCGCCGCUGGGUCGCCAGAACAUGCUCGCCAUGUCGGCUCAGAUCCGUGACCAGCUCAAGGCCUGUCUCGACGCCAAUCCAGCCUGCAUGCUGCCCUCGUACAACACCGCGCUGCCCACGGGCGCCGAGACCGGCACGUUUCUCGCCCUCGACGUUGGCGGCUCCAACUUUCGCGUCGCCCUGAUCGAACUCGCCGGCCGGGAACAGGGCAUGCGCAUUGUGAAUGCCACCUCGACCGCCAUCGACGAGGAUAUCAAGGCCCUGCAGGGUCGCGCCUUUUUCGACUGGAUGGCCCAGCGCAUCGACACCAUCCUGGCCGCCGUCGACGCAAAGUACGGCCGCGAGGAGACGCCGCUGUCGAUUGGCUUGUCGUGGUCGUUCCCCGUUGAGCAGACUGCUAUGAACCGAGGCAACAUCCAGAACAUGGGCAAGGGAUUCCGCUGCGCCGACGGGCUUCUGGGCCAGGAACUGGGCGGGCUGAUCGAGGCGGCGUGCCAGAAGCGCUCGCUGAACGUGCGUCUCGACGCUAUUGUGAAUGACAGCUCGGCCACGCUGCUGACACGCGCCUAUGUCGAUCCCCAAACCCGCAUGUCGCUGAUCCUGGGCACUGGCACGAACGCCGCCGUCCAUUUCCCCGUGCACGAGUUGGGGCUUACCAAGUUUGGCGCACGGCCACCAGGCUGGUUCGACAACGCACGCCAUGUCAUUGUGAACAGCGAGCUGAGCAUGUUUGGCGGCAAAGUGCUGCCGAUGACGCGCUGGGACGAUGUGCUGAACCAGACUCACCUGCGCCCGGACUUUCAGCCCUUGGAAUAUAUGAUUACCGGCCGGUAUCUGGGCGAGAUUGUGCGGCUGAUCAUUUCCGAAGCUGUUGAGACGGCGGGCCUGUUUGGCGGCGACAUGCCACAUUCCAUGAAGGAUCCGUAUACGCUGGACACGGCGAUUGUGGCAUUUAUCGAAGGCGACGCCUCGCCGUCUCUCGCGCCGUCAGCUGCUCUGCUGCAAAAGAACCACACUUUCCCUGUGACUCCGUCCAGUGAGGAUCUGGCUUUUAUCAGACAUGUGUGUAAAUGCGUCUCCAAGCGGUCUGCCGGCUAUUUGUCGACAGCAAUCCACAGCAUGUGGUGUCUGCGCAACGAGGCCGAGUUCCCAACCUCGUCGUCGACCGAAUCCAUCAAAAAGACGACGGGCGACGACGAACUGUCGCCGCAAGAAGUCACCGUCACCGAGAUCGAAGCAGCCGCAACAAAGAACCUGAGCAUUGCGUGCGACGGCAGCGUGAUCAACAAAUACCCUGGAUUCCGCGACCAGUGCCAGAUCUAUCUCAACAUGCUGACCGAGUCCGAAUCUGCAGAUAAGCCGGCGAUUACGCUGGAGUUGGCGAAUGAAAGUGCGAUUUUUGGCGCUGCUGUGGCCGUGGCUAUUUCUGUUGCGGAGCGAGCAUAG
Talaromyces rugulosus is the source of this 1641-nucleotide messenger RNA. RefSeq lists its product as uncharacterized. The transcript has a single exon. Gene Ontology annotation, biological process: glycolytic process; intracellular glucose homeostasis; glucose 6-phosphate metabolic process. Bases 1 to 1641 code for a protein of 546 amino acids. Gene Ontology annotation, molecular function: glucokinase activity; ATP binding; mannokinase activity. NCBI's taxonomy places the organism in Eukaryota, Fungi, Ascomycota, Eurotiomycetes, Eurotiales, Trichocomaceae. Gene Ontology annotation, cellular component: cytosol; mitochondrion. The record is from RefSeq and is a predicted model, not a curated record.